GCGGUGUAGCCCCGCCCUUCCCACCGUCAACAACUGGAUUCCAGCUAUUUGUAUUUUCGUCAACUAGCACUGCUAGCCUGCCAAUGAUUCAAUGCGUCAGUAAAAAACGAGUUAGCCUAUCUGGAUGGACAUUUAUUGGUUUUUGUUUUCUUGAAAAACACUACAUCGACAGCUCGUGCCGAUGUGCAGUCAUUGUGAGCUAAAGGACCGAUGAGAGCGGAGAGAUCGCCUUGCACACCGUCCUUUAGCCGCCUCUGAAACCAGCUAACAGCUAACGUUAACACCUUCGUACAGAGCUCGUUAGCUGGCUGGCUGACAGCUGGUUCGGUUAGUUACGUGCCUUCAACAGUAUCGUAGCUAAUGUUUAGUCCCUGAAACAAUGAAUUGUCUCUGACAUUGAGAGGACUGAGGCCCAUUUGGUUGUCAUAUUGACCAGAACUAGCAACGGUGGGUCUUGGUUGACUCUACGGUGGUGCCAUUUAACAUAAGUGGAUGAGCCGUUAGUCCACUUGCCGAUGCACCCCUGGUUUUGACCUGCCAGAGCUGCCAAUAUGAUGCCGAUGAUAUUAACGGUGUACCUCAGCGAUGGGGAACAGACUGUGACUGAGGUGCCCAUCACCCCUGAGACGACGUGCCGCGAUGUCGUCGAGUUCUGCAAGGAGCCCGGCGAGAGCGGCUGCCACCUGGCUGAGGUCUGGAGAGGCAACGAACGGGCAAUACCCUUCGAGCACAUGAUGUAUGAACAUCUGCAGAAAUGGGGGCCUCGGAAACAAGAAGUCAAGUUCUUCCUCCGGCACGAAGAUUCGCCUACGGAGAGCAGUGAUCAAGGGAGUCAGCAGUCUCAGGAUCAGACGGGUCGCAGAAGUGGAAACACUGGGGAGAAGCACAAUGAGAACGGGGUGGGCAAUCAUCGCGCGGAGCUCACGCUGUCAGAGCUGCAGGAGAUGGCCACGCGGCAGCAGCAGCAAAUCGAGGCUCAGCAGCAGAUGCUCGUCGCAAAGGAGCAACGUUUGCGUUACCUGAAGCAGCAGGAGCGGCGUCAGCAGCAAACGGUUUCAGAGAGUGAGAAGCUGCAGAGGCUGAAAGACCGCGUGGAGAGCCAGGAGGCAAAGCUCAAGAAGAUCCGGGCAAUGAGAGGCCAGGUGGACUACAGCAAGGUCAUCAAUGGCAACCUGUCCGCAGAGAUUGAGCAAGUCAGCAGCCUGUUCCAAGAGAAGCAAGCCGAGUUACAGUCUGCGGUGCUGAGGGUGGAGCAGCUCAGCCUGCAGCUGGAGGACCUGCGCAGGGGAAAGCUCAACGGCAUACAGAGUGCCUUGGGGGGGCAAGUAACUGGUGCUGCAGCCCUAGAGCUCCGGAAACUUUACCAGGAGCUUCAGAUCCGGAACAAGUUGAACCAGGAGCAAAACAGCAAGCUGAAGCAACAAAAGGACCUUCUCAACAAACGCAACAUGGAAGUGACGCUUAUGGACAAGCGCAUCAGUGAGCUGCGGGAACGCCUCUACAAGAAAAAAGCUGAGGCACGUCAAAAAGAAAACCUUCCUUUGAACAGAGCCAACGGGCCUCCCUCUCCCCAGCCUGCUCCUGGUACUCUGGGCCGUGUUGCUGCUGUCGGGCCGUACAUCCAGGUCCCUGUACCGGGCCGGCAGGAUGGAGGCUACACCAUACCACCAGAUCCACUGAAGCCUCAGGCUCUGGGCGUUAAUAACACAGCCAACCAAGGCCGCACCAAGUCAGACGGUGUGCGAAAGCCUCCCGGCCCUUGGAAAGUGUCUGAUUUAGACAUCGUUGUGGACCCAGUACCCCCGUCCCUUCCAGAAUUACAACCGGGCACCGGAGCCUCCACUGGCUCCAACGGCACGUCCCCUAAUGAUACUGGUUGGCCUACUUUAGGCAAGACCACCACAUCUCUAAAGCCUCCUGAGAGACGGGACUCAGGGACUGAUACCCAGGGCAAGAGCUCUCCCUCAGGCUCCCCCGUCGCUUCAAGUGCUGAAAAGGUGCUAGACCCCAAAAUGGCCGUGUCCUCCUCUGCCAUAUCCAAGCCACAACCGCCUCCCUAUGGCUCCCACCUCACCUCUGCAAACUCGGCCAGCUCCUUGGAUCGGCGCAAGGAUGUGCCACCUCCUCGCCCGCUCCCGAACCCGCCAGCACCUGCUUGGCCCCGCGUCCCCGCCUCCACAGGCUCGUCCUCGCAGCAGAUCCAGCAGCGAAUCUCGGUGCCGCCAAGUCCCACCUUCCAGCCUAAUGCACCGCUUUUCCCUCCUGGGCUGAGUGAGCGGCUGGAUCCCCCGCCAUCUGUGGCAGUACCCCCCUUCAUACCAGACCGAGGAUCACGGCCUCAGUCGCCCCGGAAGGGCCCACCUACCAUGAACUCCAGCUCCAUCUAUCACAUGUACCUCCAGAAGGCAGCGCCAAAGAACCAGCCAUUCAAGCCUGCUCUCAAAGCAGUAUAUGGGAAGCCUGUUUUCACCCCCAGCUCGACCCCACCCUCGCCUCUGCCUUUCUCCCCGGCAGGAGGGGCCUUCCCAUUGCUCCAAGGCCACCUCGGUGGUGAGGACACUUUGGACGGAGAAUUUGAUGAUCAUGAGUACUUCCAGCACCCGGAGCCCUUGGCGCCUCCUCCCAGUGUGGAAAACAUCCCACGACCACUCAGCCCUACUAAGCUAACACCCAUGGUACACUCCCCGCUGCGCUACCAAAGUGACGCCGAUCUCGAGGUGCUCCGCAAAAAACUGGCCAACGCUCCGAGACCGCUCAAGAAGCGCAGCUCCAUCACAGAACCGGAGGGCCCCAGUGGACCUAACAUCCAGAAACUGCUCUACCAGAGGUUCAACACUCUAGCAGGAGGCAUAGAGGGAAAUGUAGUCGGUGGAUCAGGAAGUGGCAACGGUGCGGGUAAUGGAACGCCAUUUUAUCAGCCAGCUAAUCCUCCCGCAUAUCUGGGAGGCGACUCUGUGGCCGAUACCCACAAUGGAAAUCCCCCCUCUGAGAUGCCGCUACCGCCACCCCCAGGGGGACAGGAGCCGGGCUCCGAGGCUCCGCCUCCAUCCACUGACUCUAAUGACAAUGAGCCGCUGCCCUCGCCACCAGAACUGGAUCCUGCUGAAGCAGAGGAAGCAGAGGAGGACGACAACAAUAACAACGUGGGGAGCUCUGAGGCGUCGUUGCCCAGCCCCGUGCCAGAGGUGACCACCCCAGAAGAGAGCGGCAAAGUGGUCUCGCAGCCCCUGGAGAAGCGCACAAACCUGAAGAAGCCAAACUCUGAGCGCACCGGCCACGGCUUCAGGGUGAAGUUCAACCCUCUGGCCCUGCUGCUGGAUGCCUCAUUGGAGGGAGAAUUUGAUCUCGUCCAGAGGAUCAUCUAUGAGGUAUGUCAUGACUGUGUGGAGAAUCCUAGCACUGCCAAUGACGAGGGCAUCACUCCCCUGCACAAUGCAGUGUGCGCGGGACAUCACCACAUUGUCAAGUUCCUGCUGGAUUUUGGUGUGAACGUCAAUGCGGCAGACAGUGAUGGAUGGACUCCGCUUCACUGUGCCGCCUCCUGCAACAGUGUUCAUCUCUGCAAGUUGUUAGUCGAGUCAGGGGCCGCCAUCUUUGCCAGCACCAUUAGCGAUGUGGAAACUGCUGCAGAUAAAUGCGAGGAAAUGGAAGAGGGCUACAUCCAGUGCUCCCAGUUUCUAUAUGGUGUUCAGGAGAAGUUGGGUGUAAUGAACAAGGGGACAGUGUAUGCUCUGUGGGAUUACAAAACUCACAACCAGGACGAGCUGGCGUUCAGCGAGGGGGACGCCAUCACUAUUCUGCGACGACAGGACGACAGUGAAACAGAGUGGUGGUGGGCGCAACUCGAGGACAACGAGGGCUACGUGCCCCGCAACCUGCUGGGGCUCUAUCCUAGGAUCAAGCCUCGUCAGCGCUCCUUGGCAUAGUGUCUCACUCCCCGGACCUCUGGCUAACAGGUGGACUAGUGACAAAACCAAGAGCUGAGAACAAAGGAGCCUGGUGCUCUGUCUUCUCCCCGUGGCCAUAACCUCCCCCCUGGCCUUGUGCUUCUCACAAAAUCCUUUUUCUCUGAUGCAGUGGGCACUGAACUCUGAAACCCAUAUUUACAUCUACACACAUAGAAACACUCGAUGAAACACAAGCACUCCAAAUGCGAAAAAUCUCUUAAACCACUCCAUCCUGAUUUGCACCCCCAACCACCACUACCUUUCAACCUAUUGCUCUGCCAUUGUCCCAACUUGAUUUUACUCUGUGUCAGACAUCAACUUGAAGAAUAAAACACUAACCCAUGUCUCAGUAUUUCUUGCAGUGGACUCUUCAGCCAGGAGUUGGCUGGCACUGGGUUACAUGACACUGUGUGUUGACUGGAAAAUCAUCUCAUCUCUGAGGCGUUGCUGAUUUUUGUUAGUGGAAUGUACAUUGAGUUAUAGGACAUUUCUUAAUGCCAAUUUGAUCCCCUUGCGCAACAGAUGUGCUCUGUGUUUAAUUUAGCUGUAGUCUAACCACCAAAGACGAAUAUAGGUGUGCCCAUUUUAAUUCUAUUACUCCCUAAGACCUUGAAGAAAGGUUGAGGAGUGAGAUCAAACAAUUGAUUUGCUGCUAUCAGUAUUAAUUAAUGGUCUAAUGUCCUUCUAGAUAUGCUCAAGGAGCAGGAAAUGGAUUCAGGACGGAAAAUAGAAAAUGUUGUAAACCCUCAGCAACUACACAGGCCAGUCAAACAAAUCUAGCGUAUUAAAGAAAAGGAUGGAUCGCAUUCCAUGAACAUCAUUGCAAGACUUUUUUCUUUUUUUUCAUUCAGUGUCACCUGUUCGGAAUCCAGGAGUAUUGUGGAUGGUUCGUUUUUUUCUGUAAUGGCAGACUCCGAGAUGCAUCAAGCUGUGUGAAAACACUGUUUGAAUGAACUAUCAAAAUAUUCACCCAGAAUUUGUAUUUUUGUUAGCCUGAUGAUUGCUGAAAUGAAUGGCUCAUGCUGCAGUUUCGAAUAGAUAUUGUGAUGGAAAUGGAAAAACUAACAGUAUUUUUGCUUUACCAAAAAGGUUGCCAGAUAAGAAGUUGUGUCUGCACACCAUCUGUAGACUAGGCAUAAAGGUUACAAAUGUAAGAGAUUCAAAGGUAUUGCAGCAAUUUAGGAAUUGGAGGAAAAAAAGUGUUUUUUCUAAAUUCCAUAGUGGUGAGACGGGCAAGAAUCGGCUCCACGGAGACAGAAAGAUCCUAGUUCUUUAUGAUAUUAUUGGGUAUUUUUUGUUAUUUUAAAUUAAUUUGCAGUAUGUAUAAUGUUUUAGGAAUUUAUAAUAAGUUGGUCCUCACUCCACAGAUACAUAGUUUAAGACCUGCAAACAGUAUCUCUACAUGAAAAGAAGAACUUGCAAAUAUUUAUUGAAAUUCUGCACUGCACCUCAAAAACACUGAAAUCAUCACUCAAACCACAAUAAAAACUUUGUUUACCCCACUAGACAAAGUUAACACUCAAUAUUAUUACCUUAUUUUUGUUCUACUAGCUUCUAUGUAGAUCUCUGGGCACUUAACGUUGCAGUUUUUCUGCGGCUGUGACGAACCCCACUUGAAACACCUAAUCUCAGGACCAACAAUGGUGCUGCUGACACUGUUCCACCACUAAACUAGUGAUCAUAUUUCUAUUUUCUAUCUCAACAAACAUCACGUUCCAUUGAGCAGUGAACCAAACACAAAAACAGGAUCAGCAAUGGGCAUAAAUUAUUGAUCGCUGAAGAGACGGUUGUGUCUGAAAUGUAACAUGAACACACAAAUGUUCAGAUUCACUCUUUAAAUUUGCUUCAGACAAUCCUGAAUCCUGCCCAGUUCUCUUCCUCCAGCUGCCCCUUUUCAGGUAAACACCAUUUCAGUAACAUUAAUACAUGCAUUAUAUGUCACAUUAUUGAACAUCUAGAGUCCAACAAGUUGUUCUGAACCCUGAGUGACUGAGUGGUAUGCCAGGUGUGCUAAUGGCCCAGGCUUUAUGAUGGCUUAAUCUGUACAUAGUGUGAGGAGAUGUGUUCAAUGUCUGUUUACUGUAUGGACAAGUGGGCUUUCUGUAUAAACGCUGUACUCACACAUUGAAUUCUGUAAAUGUGAACAAUAAAACAGAAGCUCUGGCAUGA
Messenger RNA from Etheostoma spectabile (orangethroat darter), 6116 nucleotides. RefSeq names its product protein phosphatase 1, regulatory subunit 13Bb (gene ppp1r13bb). Lineage: Eukaryota; Metazoa; Chordata; Actinopteri; Perciformes; Percidae. Gene Ontology annotation, molecular function: p53 binding. The transcript is spliced from 19 exons. The coding region runs from base 552 to 3926 and encodes 1124 amino acids. Gene Ontology annotation, cellular component: nucleus. Gene Ontology annotation, biological process: regulation of apoptotic process. The record is from RefSeq and is a predicted model, not a curated record.